CCGUGGGGUGGCUGUUGCUUUGCGGCCUGCCUGCCUGCCUGCCUGUUUGCCUUUAUUUGUCUGGCUGAGCGUUCGUUGAUAGCUAGCUAGCUGAUUGGGGGACGAAUAGAGCCCCCGGCCCCCUUGACAGCCUUAUAACACGAGUGCCUGCUGACUAGCUGACAUUCCACCAGCCACUGAUGAAUGAAUGGCUCAGCCGAACAACACAACACACGCACAGGGCUGUCCUGUGGACACACACGUUGAUAUAAUAAAGCCGCAUCGAUCGCAUGCACAUACAUCUGAGUAGUUGGUGGGUCCAUUACGUACGUCACGCCUUCCGUCAACUUAAAGCUAGGCAUCGAGAGAGAGAGGCAUCAUAUGCACAACACAAAAUGUAGGCAGGCGGUCUGCACACGCAUACAAACAUUAUAGACAGACAGAUAGCCUCCGUUGAUUGACUGGCGUGCACUGCACCAGACAGACAGACAGACAGCCCACUCACCUCACGCACCCAUCCCACCCACCCAUACUUCACAUGACUGACACCAGCGAUCGUGUGAAGGCAGCUGGCCAGCCAGCUAGGCAGAGCAAUGAACACAACACACACACACACACAUACACACACAUACGCAAAGAGGUCCCCAUUGCAAGGCAAACAACACAAGGCAACAACUAUCGCACCAAGCUAUUGACAGAGAGGGAGAGGGAGAGAGAGAGAGAGAGACGGGGAAAUAAAUACAAAAACCCCAGACAGACAGAAUGAGCACACGAGUGCUCAUUCCUGUCGGCCAGUCUGUGAGUCUGCGAGGUCUGUCUGUCUGUCAUUCCUCCUCCUCUUGGUAAGGGAAGCUGGCCCUCUGUUCGACGUAGGGGACCCGUGGGUUGGGCUGCAGCAUGUAGGCGCCCUCGCCCUCGGCGUCCUUGUUGCGGUUCACACACCACACUACCACACCUAUGAUCAACUGCAUUGCAGCACACAUCAAUUAGCACACACAAACAGAGAGAGGCAGACAGACAGACACGUGUGUGCGGUGCGGUCCUUGAGCUGACCACCAUGAGCACGACGAUGCCUGCUACAAGCGACACGAUCGCCGCCCAACCCAUAUUGUAGCGACUCUGCACACACCCAUACUAUAGAGAUCACGUCUCUCUCUCCCUAUAUCUCUGUCUGUGUGUCCGACUGACCUUGCUGACGUUUCCUGGCAGCUCGGACACUAGCAGGCCGGAGGCCACGUAUCUUGACGUCACCUUUGUCAGCGGCUGGGCGUUGCGCGAGGCCCCCUCACUGUUCUGGAUCUCACGAUAGUUGCCAUUGCUCCCUGCCAUGCCAUGCCCACACGCAACGCAAGACACGCACAGCACAGCACAGCACAGAGGAUGGAGAAACAAAUGCGUGGAUUGCGGCAGGUAGGUACCCAGGCAGGUAGGCACCUACCCUACCUGGGUAUGCGAGUGCGCUCUUCCAGACGUCCAGCUGCGCCUUCUUGGCGAACAGGGGGUCCUUCAUGACAAACCUGACUCACACAGACACACACACACACAGACCGUGUUUAUGGCACCGUCGAUGCGGUGUGUGCAUCGCAUCGCAUCGACGUGCGCUGCGCACCAUUCGACGGUUUCUGAGCAAGGCGGUGUGGUGAGUGAGCCCUUGUAGUUGUAGAAUAUGUCGGUGUCGCUGAUGAGGUUGUUGAGGUCAAACUGCUCAAAGUUGACGUUCACCUCAACCUCAGCACCAGACUCAGGCAACGGCUGCACAAAACACACGUCCAGAGAGGAUGGAUGGAUGGACAGAUGGACGAACGGCAGGGAAGGUACGCCUUUCUUUCACACACGCCCCGCACCUCACCUUUUGGCCCAGGAAUGUGAGCAGUGGGUGUGCGGCUGUCGCCCCGCUGGAUGUGAAGGUCACUGACACUACCGCUGCCGCACCCUCCUUAUUGAGGUGCAACAGGUGCAUCUGAUUACCAUACGCAGUUUUUACCCAGCCAGCCAUGCACACAUCACAUGUAUCUAUGCGUCUGUCUGUGUUUCUCUCUGCUGGCCCUGCGCAUCCAUCGCAUCUAGGUCACCUACCUCUAGUUCUCUGUGCUUGGUGGGCCCCCCGAAUGUGUGUUCGGUGGGUGCGUGGAAGUGCAACUGCUCCAGCACAUACUCGGCACCCGCAAACGUCAGAUUGCCGAAAAUAAGACCCGUCGCCUUCACCUGAUCACAUGAUCACACACAUGCGACCACACACAAGAGAGAGGCCAUCUUUCUCUGUCUGUCUGUCUGCAUACAGUGUGUGUGUGAGUGAGUGUGUUGUGUGUGGGCACCUCGAGAGUGUGUCCGUUGUUGAGGAAUAUGACCUUGGCGGGCGGCUUGUAGCUGUACUGGAAGGUCUUGUCCAUCGUCAUGGCCUUGCUGUCGUCGCUGUGUCAUCACAUACAUCAUGCCACACAAACCAAAAUACACACACCACCCAUGAGUUCCAUGGUUGCUUCCUCCUGCCCUGAUCCAUUCAUCCAUCCAUCCAUCCAUCCAACCAUCCUACACAUUGAUAGGGCUCUGCCUCGCCGUGUUGCCGCAUUGCCCGAUGUUGGUCCAAUCUGCGCCCUACAAAAUGAAUGCACACAGAUCAUAUCACUGACCAUGGUGUCAUGCAAGCAGCGCAGCCUCCUCACCUGUCGGCCGUAAUCCCAGUGCGGCAUCUGUGUCGGCGCAGGCGUCGUAGUGGUUGUGGUUGUGGUUGUGGUUGUUGUUGUGCUAGUUGUUGUGGGAGGCUUUGUUGUGGUGGUACUUGUGCUGGUGGCUGGCGGCUUUGUUGUCUGUGUCUGAUUGGACUGGGUACCGCCAACACGCGGUGCGUCUAUGAGGAGAAUGGCGAGGGCAGCCAGGGUUGCCCUGGCGAGGGAUCCGCUGCACAGCCACGCCAUUGCGGAUAAAUUACGAUGGAUGAAUGGAAAACGCGUCGAGGGAGAAAGGCCGAGCUUGG
Messenger RNA from Vitrella brassicaformis, 2953 nucleotides. The record is from the annotation of a GenBank genome assembly. NCBI's taxonomy places the organism in Eukaryota, Vitrellaceae.